AGGGCAGGGCAGGCAGGGCCGGCAGGGCUGCCCUGAGGCCGUGCCUGGGGGGAUAGGCAGAGGGAGCAGCGGGUUCUGCCCGGCUCGGGGCAGCUGCACCCGAGGAAGGAGGGGGGCUCCUGGCACAGGGUACGGUGGGGGGCCAGCCGAGACCGCAGCCACCCCAUCCCCGAGGGCCAGACGCUUUCCUGGACAGGAGCUGCCAGUGGGCCAGGGCCCAGGUUCACCCCGCUCGUCCUGGGGCAUUGCUCUGCUGCUGGCCGAGGGGCAGGUUCGUGGUCUCCGCGCCCGGCUGCUCCGUGUCCUAGGGGGGCAUUUAGGGAAAGUGCAGUCCCCGAGCUGCUGGGAGAAGGGGACCCCGGCAGGAGCUGGAGAGACGGGGCAGGAGCAGGUGGGUUGGGGCUGCCUUUGCAAAGACCAUCCCUCCCCACAGCCCCUGGCCUGCUCAGGAUGGCGGGCAGAAGCUUGGCGGCUGUGCUGGCAGUGCUGGGGGUGGCCAUCUUCCUCCUGGUCCUGACCCCAGUGAAGGAUGUUGCCCUUCCAACAAGGAACAAAUAUGGUCUGGUGUUCGACGCCGGCUCCACGCACACAGCCCUCUACAUCUACCAAUGGCCUGCGGACAAGGAGAAUGGCACCGGCAUCGUCUCCCAGGUGGAGGUCUGCUCCGUGUCCGGACCCGGCAUCUCCAGCUACGCAGACAACCCAGCUGGGGCUGGAGCCAGCCUGAAGCCCUGCCUGGACAAGGCCAUGAAGAUCGUCCCAGCAGAGCAGCAGCGGCAGACCCCCACCUACUUGGGGGCCACAGCAGGCAUGCGGCUGCUGAGGGAGCAGAACAGCACCAAGGCCGAGCAGGUCUUUGCCGAGGUGGCCAAGGCCAUUGGCGAGUACCCUGUGGACUUCCGCGGAGCUCGGAUCCUCACGGGAAAUGAGGAGGGCUCCUUUGGCUGGAUCACCGUCAACUACCUGCUGGAGACCCUCGUGAAGUGCUCCGUCACAGGUGAGCGGACCCACCCGCCAGCAGAGGACGUGGUCGGAGCUCUGGACCUUGGUGGGGCUUCAACCCAGAUCACGUUCCUUCCUGGGACCACCAUUGAUGACAGCACCACAAGAGCCCUCCUCAGGCUGUACGGGACCAACUACUCCAUUUACACCCACAGCUACCUCUGCUAUGGGCAAAAGCAAGCCCUGAAGAUGCUGAUGGCAUCCUUACACCAGGGCAGCCCGUCUCCCCAGCAGGUAUCGCACCCCUGCUACCCCAAGGGAUACCAGGAGACCAUCACCACCGCAGACCUCUAUGACAGUCCCUGUGUCCAUGCACCAAGCACACCCAGCCCUGCACAGAACAUCACGGUGACGGGGACGGGGGACCCAGCAGCGUGCAGCACCGCCGUCCAGAAACUCUUCAACUUCACCUGCGGGGCCAACAGGACGUGCGGGUUCAAUGGGGUUUAUCAGCCGCCCGUGCGGGGACAGUUCUUCGCCUUUUCGGGGCUUUAUCACAACCUUCACUUUCUGAACCUGACUGGAGGGCAGUCCCUGAGCUCAGCCAAUGCCACCAUCUGGCAAUUCUGCACCAGCAGCUGGGAGAAGGUGCAGAAGGACUUCCCCACCAUGAACAGAACCCACCUCCGUGAUGCCUGCGCAGCCAAUUCCUACACCCUCACCCUUCUCCUGCGGGGCUACAAAUUCAACCACAAGACAUGGCUCAACAUCCACUUUGUCCGGCAGGUCACCAAUGUAGACGUGGGUUGGACUCUGGGCUACAUGCUCAAUCUCACCAACAUGAUUCCCUCAGAGAGUCCCCAGAGAGUCGUAGGGCUCCAGAGAAGCAACUGGAUAGCAGCCACAGUUUUACUGGCCAUCAUGCUCAUCCUCAUCUUCUGCCUGCUCACAGUCAUAUGCUUCCAGAAAAAACACUCUGGCUAUGAGAAUCUCUAGCAGCACUGCCUCCAGAAGCUGCCGAAGCCACUUAGUCCUGCUGCCAUGCUUGUGCAAGGAGCUGCAGACCGGGGAAUCACUUCCAUGUGUCCAGGAGCUGUGAACUUGUGAUGUGGGGCACCUGCGUCCUGGCCUGGUGAGCUGGAACCAGCACAGGCUUUAAAAAAAUCCUCCCUGUAGCUGUGUGCAGUCUGGUUUUCCUUUCCCCUCACUCCUGGCU
Molecule: messenger RNA, 2158 nt
Organism: Grus americana (Whooping crane)
Lineage: Eukaryota; Metazoa; Chordata; Aves; Gruiformes; Gruidae
Product: ectonucleoside triphosphate diphosphohydrolase 8-like
Exons: 9
Coding region: 451-1938 (495 amino acids)
Biological process (GO): nucleoside diphosphate catabolic process
Cellular component (GO): plasma membrane
Molecular function (GO): UDP phosphatase activity; GDP phosphatase activity
Source: RefSeq, a predicted model, not a curated record